Molecule: messenger RNA, 420 nt
Organism: Nicotiana attenuata
Lineage: Eukaryota; Viridiplantae; Streptophyta; Magnoliopsida; Solanales; Solanaceae
Product: RNA-directed DNA polymerase homolog
Exons: 1
Source: RefSeq, a predicted model, not a curated record
AUGUGUAUUGAUUACCGCCAGUUGAACAAGGUUACAGUGAAGAACCGUUAUCCUUUGCCUCGUAUUGAUGAUCUGUUUGACCAGCUUCAGGGUGCACUGGUGUUUUCUAAGAUUGAUUUGGGCUCAGGUUACCAUCAAUUAAAGAUUCGGGAGCCAGAUAUCCCGAAGACUGCCUUCAGGACUCCGUAUGGUCAUUACGAGUUCGUUGUUAUGUCAUUUGGGCUGACCACUGUCCCAGCAGCCUUCAUGCAUCUGAUGCACAGUGUAUUCCGGCCAUAUCUUGACUCUUUUGUCAUUGUCUUUAUUGAUGAUAUUCUGGUGUAUUCCCGGAGUCGGGAAGAUCACGAGCAGCACUUGAGGACAGUGCUUCAGACUCUGAGGGAAAAGAGAAUAUAUGCAAAGUUUUCAAAAUGUGUGUUU